This is a messenger RNA of Strongylocentrotus purpuratus (purple sea urchin), 1077 nucleotides long. RefSeq lists its product as uncharacterized. The transcript is spliced from 3 exons. NCBI's taxonomy places the organism in Eukaryota, Metazoa, Echinodermata, Echinoidea, Camarodonta, Strongylocentrotidae. The record is from RefSeq and is a predicted model, not a curated record. Bases 94 to 729 code for a protein of 211 amino acids.
ACUCAGCAUAACACUUGACAUUUAACCAUACAUUCAACAGUGUACCAAUCUCAACAACGCAACAUCGUCGAAAACAGCACGAACAGACAUGGCAUGAUGGCUUACAAUUCCAGAUCUAGAUUGUCUAGAAAGGAGGAUUCCCUUGAGCUAGUUCCUUUACAAAAGAAGGUGAGCGUUGUCGUAUGUAGUUGUAGCCAUUCCAACAACGUAGAGGGUCUUAUCCAACUCAUCAGACAACACAUGAAUGAUGUGGUGGAAACUGUGAGAUAUGAGUUCCUUCCUUACAACAUCAGAGACAUGAACAAGUUUGAUCUGAGUGGGAUAGAUGUUCUGCUUCUCUGUCAUUCCAUAGAAAACAGAAGAUUCUCAAUAACCAAUGUCACAGAUGCUCUCUAUGAUGGCUUCCUACCGCGUGCAAGAAAACAUCUCGGUCAGAGUAAAGUUGGAGUUAUCGCACAUGACUUUCCAGAAGGUGACAUUUCAUCAGAGAAACUAUCUUCCAAGAUGGAUUCCUUUCGCCACACCCAGAGUACAACCUUUGAGAGCGCAUCACUUGUUCUUAUUGGUGGUAAGCUAAUCAAUGAUGAGGUACAACUGAACGAUGAACAACUUGAAGAACUUCAGGAGUUCUUUAGCAACGCUUCAUCUCCACCGGCUCAAGAAGUACUAAAAGUCUGGUUACACAAAGCCUUCCAUUUUUUUACGUGUAAUCUUCUUGUAAACGUGUAAUUUUGUUACGUGAAAUUGUGUUACGUGUAAUUUUUUGGACUGUAUUUAAACAUUAAUGGUCGCAUUCUUGUGAAGAACAUGUAAAUUCAAAAACAUACAUUUCGCAUUGACGUGCUAUUGAAUGGCUUAUCAAAUGAUCUUUAAUUUCAUUCUUUUGACUAGAUCUAAAUAUCAAAGGCCGUAUUUGUUUGUAAAGAGCAUGACGAGUAAUGAUAUUUUAGCAUUGACGGCAGUAUUUAUUGAAAAAAGUGUAAGAUUCAAUGGAAUGCAAAUGAUUCUAAAUGAACUCAAAUCAUACAUGCAUAUGGGCACUACUAUCUGAUGCACUGUAAAAAAGAAUUUGUUCAU